ACCCUGCGCCGAGCGCCCGGCCCCAAAGUCUCUGCUGGAGCAGCGGGUUCAGUUGCUGCUGCGGCUGCGCCUGGCCUCCUCUGCCCCAGCCUCACAGCUGCCGCCAUGCCCGGAGGGCUUCUUCUCGGCGACGAGGCUCCCAACUUCGAGGCCAGCACCACGGUCGGCCGCAUCCGUUUCCACGACUUUCUGGGAGACUCAUGGGGCAUCCUCUUCUCCCACCCACGGGACUUCACCCCUGUGUGCACCACAGAGCUUGGCAGAGCAGCGAAGCUGGCACCAGAGUUUGCCAAGAGGAAUGUUAAGUUGAUUGCCCUUUCAAUAGACAGUGUUGAGGACCAUCUUGCCUGGAGCAAGGAUAUCAAUGCUUACAAUGGUAAUGAACCCACAGAAAAGUUACCUUUUCCCAUCAUUGAUGAUAAGAAUCGGGACCUUGCCAUCCUCUUGGGCAUGCUGGACCCAGCAGAGAAGGAUGAAAAGGGCAUGCCUGUGACAGCUCGUGUGGUAUUUGUGUUUGGUCCUGACAAGAAACUGAAACUGUCCAUCCUCUAUCCAGCUACCACUGGCAGAAACUUUGAUGAGAUUCUCAGAGUAGUUAUCUCUCUCCAGCUGACAGCGGAAAAGAGGGUUGCCACCCCUGUUGAUUGGAAGGAUGGAGAUAGUGUGAUGGUCCUUCCAACCAUCCCUGAAGAGGAAGCCAAAAAACUUUUCCCUAAAGGAGUCUUCACCAAAGAACUCCCAUCUGGCAAGAAAUACCUCCGCUACACUCCCCAGCCUUAGAUCUGAGACUCGCUCAGCAUAGUGAGCCCAAGGAUGCCAGCUGCCAAUCAUGUUUUCCCGCAGCAGUUCAGUAAGAACAUCCUGGUGUGAAAACAGCCAAGGUCUUUAGGUUACUAUACUACUGGCUUAUUAAAUGGAAGUGGCACUAAAAUUUUCUUGGGAUUCUUUACUCUGUGCCUUCACCAGCACUGUCCUGUUCAUUCAUCUCAUCACGCUGCUGCUGGCUAGCUCUCUUUUAAAUUUAUUCUGUAUUUGAAACUCAAAUUUUGUUGGAUCUCUGCAGGGUUUAUGAUGAACAAAAUAGUAUUUAUUGAUGGUUGAGGAAGCUUGCCUUGCUCCAGCAUGGAAUGACUCGAUUUUUGUAGCUGUCUUACUCACAUCUUCUCUUCAGUUCCUAUUUUGGAGAGCAACAGAACUUGAAAUUCACCUUCCUCUGUAAAUACCUAAGUAUGCAGCCCAGGAGCUCAGAGUAAUUCAGAUAUUCUUUAACAUUCAGUCUUUUGAUGAAAGCUGGAGAAGAGAACUUUUCAAUUCUAUAUCUUUGUAGUAGAUAACUAAAGUUGGGGGGGCUUAUAUUUUGCUAUACAAAAAUUUUGUGAUAAAUUUCUGUGAAAGGGCGAAGGCUGCAGAAAAGACUUCCUUUCCUGCCAGGGAGAUGCACCUGAAGGCGUGAGGAUAGGUACCAUGUGCCUUCCACCAAGUAUUGCCAUGUGUCAGGCUGCUCUGUGAAGAUAAGGGCAUGGGAGGGCACACCCCAUGAAAAGAGGACCGAGAAUGUUCUAGAACUAUUCUUGCAGUGGGUUGCGAUUUUCUGGAUUUUGCUUUUGGGAAUCAGUAAAUAAAAUCCUUUGUUGAAACUGAA
Messenger RNA from Fukomys damarensis (Damara mole-rat), 1642 nucleotides. It is a transcript of the gene Prdx6, whose product is annotated as peroxiredoxin 6. NCBI's taxonomy places the organism in Eukaryota, Metazoa, Chordata, Mammalia, Rodentia, Bathyergidae. Gene Ontology annotation, molecular function: peroxiredoxin activity. Gene Ontology annotation, cellular component: mitochondrion; cytosol. Bases 106 to 780 code for a protein of 224 amino acids. The record is from RefSeq and is a predicted model, not a curated record. The transcript has 5 exons. Gene Ontology annotation, biological process: cell redox homeostasis; cellular oxidant detoxification.